AUGUUGGCCAAAUACAUCCCGCAAACGAUCACGCGUCUACUUACAUCAUACGUGCACUCCUUCGUGCGCGCCGCAAGAAGAAUGUGGGAUUCUGUCGUCCGAUUCGGAUUUGGUCCGCCUGGUCGAUCCGUCGAUGAGGAAACCCCAGAUGAGGAAACUACGAACGUCAAGCCGGUCAAGUCACCACAGGAUGGCGCGCCCGACAUGCCGCUUCUCCAUGAGCAAACAAGGAGUCACGACUGCACGAUGGCCAAUGAUAGUUAUGAGUUCGCAUCAUCUCCUCCCAAGGCACCAGAUGUAUCGCAACACUCCUCAUAUUCUACCGAGAUAGAAUCACACAUUCCUAGCCACAUACCAGAAGGCAACAUGUCUUUUCGUUCAUUCCUCAAAAAAGCCAAAGACAGGAGGAAACUUAUGCGCAUCGAGCUGCCUAGCGACGUCGCAAAUCCAGACUCAGACCACGCGGGCCUUCUCGCCAAUGCACGUCGUGUUUCUUUCAACGAAGCGCCCCCGGAAGACGACCACGACUACAUCACCCUCACUACCUCAGAGGAUCAAACAGACAUGGCAGUAUUACUCACUCCCAUCCGCGGGAAACUGCAGAAGCUCCGAGAAACCACGCCCGAUAGCCUACCGCCAUACAAUCCCAGCGUACGGGCUAAGACCCACGCGCAGGUGCUGAAAGUGAGGCUGCUUCCCAUCGGCGAGUUCAUCGUACAUGAGCUUCUAGCCAAGGUGCCUGCGGAGAAGAGGGGCAUAUUGGAAUUGAAGUUGUGUCGCUACAUUGCCGAUGAAUAUUGGCCUCUCCCCGAAGGCAAAACAACACACAUCCACGUACAAGCUAUGUAUCGCAAUGUUAUGUUCAAGGAAGCUGUGCUCACGGCACGACAAACGCAUCUGCAGACGGACGCCAUACACCUGGCUCAGGAAGCACUAGUGAUUUUGCUUGAGUCGGAGAUGGACAAGCGGGAUUCGGGGGUGGAUGUGGACGGGAUGGACGUGAAUCGCGAGCAGCUGGUGGAGGAUGGUGAUGAGGGGGAGUACCUACAGCUGAAACGCUUUGAUGUGAAGCAAUCAGGCGGAUACAGCGGUGUAAUGAGUGUGGAAUCGGGUAGCAAGCGGCACGCCGACUGUGAGGAUGACAAGGGCGAGAACAAGGAGAUGAAGACUCGGCACGUAGGGCAGUUUCCCAAGGGAGGUUAG
This is a messenger RNA of Dothidotthia symphoricarpi CBS 119687, 1203 nucleotides long. RefSeq lists its product as uncharacterized. Lineage: Eukaryota; Fungi; Ascomycota; Dothideomycetes; Pleosporales; Dothidotthiaceae. The transcript is spliced from 2 exons. The record is from RefSeq and is a predicted model, not a curated record. Bases 1 to 1203 code for a protein of 400 amino acids.